Python bivittatus (Burmese python) is the source of this 1323-nucleotide messenger RNA. Lineage: Eukaryota; Metazoa; Chordata; Lepidosauria; Squamata; Pythonidae. The record is from RefSeq and is a predicted model, not a curated record.
AUGGACAGUGGACAGACCCAGAGUCUCGAGAUCAGCGAGGCGGAUGCCAACUGGGAGCUGAUCCGGGACAAGGGCAGGGCAGGGCAGGGCAGGCCCCCUCCCCCUGACGCCCUCUCCCUUUGGUCUCCCUGGCAGGUCAUCGAGGAGCGCUUUGGGCCCACCGUCAUACCGGUUCCCUUCCUGGAAGAUGCCGCCUCCUACGACCUCCUGACGGUGCUGAUCAAAAAGCCGCAGCUGGGACAGAACCUCCUGCGCAGGCGGCGCUGCCUGGUGCCCAUUGGGCCCCUGGAGAAACUGCUGCCCGGGGGCACCGCCACGCGGGAGCUGACCCACUGCACCCGCGAGUACAGUGCCCGGGUGAGGGGCGAAUCCCGCUACGAGGAGACGCGGCUGGUAGACGGGGCCCUGCGGCACAUCCGCCUCAGCAUGGCUGGCGUCCAUAAAAAGGUCGCCUUCCUGGUGCUGCGUCCUGGGGCGGUGGCCCUGCGCCCCGACCUGCCAUGGCUGCGCUCCCAGAGCAGCAUCUAUGUGGUUUACGAGGUCUUCUACGCCAGCAGCCUGUCGCUGGCUGUCACCCAGGGGGCCGAGCACCGCCACUUCCUCCAGGAGCAGCCUCUCCCCGUAGCCUUCUCCUGCCUCAAGUUCGCCCUCAGCCACAAAGGUGUGCUGGGCUCCCAAAAGCCCAUGGGCCACACCCUGCCCGCCCGGGCCGCGUGGGUGAGGAUGGCAGUGCUGGAGGCCUCUCCCCCAGCCAGGCCUCUGGAGCCCCCCCUCCGAAAGGGGCCUUCCGGGCGCGGCCUGCCUGGGAGCGGGCGACGGGGCCGGGAGCAGGCCUGCCCGCUGGGCUCUCCCCCUUCCUGCCCUCUGCCCCUCGCCACCAAGGGAGAGGGCCCCCCCACGCCCCCCUUGCUCCAGCAGCUGCCCACCCGCAUGCUUAGGAAGAGCCUACGCAGAGCCUCCCCGCGCCUGUCCUCAGCAGCAGGAGGAGGAGGACCCGGGCAUUCCUGGGAGGGGCGGCCCCCGGGGGCCCUGGGGCGCUGCCUCCCACAACGACCCCCUUGUCCUGCGUCUCCACCAGGGAAGGGGCCGUUCAAGCAGCGGCGGGCCAGGCUGGGGCCCUCCUGCAGCAGCCUGGCCGACCCCGAGAGGCACUCCAUGUCCCUGCCGCUCCUGCAGGGCAUCGUGGCCGAGAGCGACACGGAAGAGUGACGCCGGCAGCAGCCACGCCCGCAAUAAAGCGCCUCGUUUGCACGCAGCAAUGCUGAGACUCUGGCCUGGCGGGGGGCGGUUCUCCAGGCAGGGGACCACGGCAGUGGAUUUUUC